AGCAACACGUCUUUUACCCGAAAUGAGUUGAUAAAUGAUAAAACCAAACUCUCUCUCCAACACGUAACUGUAACUGGGUCUGGGUCAUUGACAUUUCUAUUCUACAACUUUCCCACCCACCAAAUUCAGACACAGUCCAAACAAGACCAAUAACAACUCUCUGUCUCACGUUCUUGGCAGUUUCUCUUUUUUCUCUUUCUACACUUCUUCUCUCCCUUUCUUAGCUCCCAAACCCAACUCGUUCUUUUUUUGUUUGUUGUUCUAGUGUUGUCUUGGUCUUUGGCUUAGUUGAAAGCAGAGAGAUAAUGCCGAAUUGGGAGCUCAAGAACUGUUGCCAGCACGACCAAGUCGUGUUCUUGGCCACCAUUGGUGUCUUCACCGUUGUAAUCCUCGCGCUAUGGAGGACAGUACUAUUGACGCCCUUUAAGCUCAUCACUGUGUUCCUUCAUGAAGCAAGUCAUGCAGUUGCUUGCAUACUCACGUGUGGCCGGGUGGAGGGGAUCAAGGUUCAUGCAAAUGAAGGUGGAGUAACACAAACACGUGGUGGGAUAUAUUGGGUGAUCUUACCUGCAGGAUAUCUUGGGUCAUCAUUCUGGGGAAUGGCCUUGAUACUCGCAUCUACAAAUAUCUUGACUGCUAGAAUUGCUGCUGGUUGUCUUAUAUUGGCUCUGCUGGUUGUGCUCUUUAUUGCUAAAAAUUGGACACUUCGAGGGCUUUGUAUUGGAUUCAUUAUUUUCCUUGCUAUAAUAUGGCUUCUGCAAGAAAAAACAACAGUCCAUAUUCUUCGCUAUGCAAUUCUCUUCAUUGGUGUCAUGAACAGUUUGUUUUCUGUUUAUGAUAUUUAUGAUGAUCUAAUAUCUCGAAGAGUCAACUCCAGUGAUGCUGAGAAGUUUGCAGAAGUUUGCCCAUGCCCGUGUAAUGGGGUUGCAUGGGGAGUAAUUUGGGGAAUGAUAUCAUUUAUAUUUCUUUGUUUAUCCAUGUAUCUUGGACUCGUCAUCUUAUCAUGAGGAUGAUAUUGGAUGUCCCUUCACAUGUGAUGUAGCAAUGGUUCAGAGACUCCGGUUGAAAUUCUUCUUGAUAUUGAAAAGAACACCAGCAGUUUCGAAAAAUUUUUCAAUUCUUUGAUGGUUGUGUAUACUAUUUGUAAACCAUCACUUCUUGAUUCAUUUGAUACUCUGAGAGCGUGGCCUUGCCACUCCUGCUUCCAUGGCUUUAUUCUUUUAACCCUUAUUUUGGUGAGGGUCAUAUUUAUGUAUAUGAUAGUUCUUUAAAGGAGGAAAUAUACAGGUGUUUUACAUA
Quercus lobata is the source of this 1299-nucleotide messenger RNA. RefSeq lists its product as uncharacterized. The record is from RefSeq and is a predicted model, not a curated record. NCBI's taxonomy places the organism in Eukaryota, Viridiplantae, Streptophyta, Magnoliopsida, Fagales, Fagaceae. The transcript has 11 exons. The coding region runs from base 306 to 1007 and encodes 233 amino acids.